Molecule: messenger RNA, 9192 nt
Organism: Xyrichtys novacula (pearly razorfish)
Lineage: Eukaryota; Metazoa; Chordata; Actinopteri; Labriformes; Labridae
Source: the annotation of a GenBank genome assembly
AAGAAAAGGCCAAAAUGCCACUACUCCUAUCAUUAAAAGCAAACAUAAGGUUACAUGCCUUUAUAGACCCACUACAAAAAUUAAACAUGGUCAAACUGAUGCUUUACGGAGAUGCAUGGCUAUUAAUUGCAAAUGAGGCACAGCUGUGUCGGGCCAAGAGAGAGUGAGAGAAAGAUAGAGGAAGUGUCAAUGCACUGUGACAAAAAUUCAAGAUCAGACUGAGACAAUUUAAAACACAGGCUGCUGCUCUGUGACCCACAAUGGGAUGCUAAAUAGGCGGUAAACUAAACCCAGAUCAACAAUAGCCAUGGCGCACAGUGAGAGCUUCAGAGUCAACAUGUCACAGGAAGAAGACUUAGACUAUGAGUGAGUAUCUUUCUUCAUUUGUGAUAUUUUCUGUGCUAGUUUUUACUCUGAUGAACUGAGUGAUUAUUUAGUGUUAAGUAAGCAGCUCAGAUCACAAUGUAAAUUUCACACAUGAUGAGUUUGAUCCAGUUUUCUGUGCCUCUGUAUCUCCAAUUUUGAGCAAUACUGCUUUGAAACGCUUCCUACAAAGUUGAGGUUUCUUUAUUAAAAAGGAGAAACUAUUUCAGUCUUAAUAGAAGAAGUAUCUUAAAGUGAAAGAAGUGAAAGAUUGAAGAUUCAUCGUGCCCCAUAUGCUGGUGCUGAACACCUCGUUGUUUUUGUCCUUUAGGAACAUGGAAGUGGAUGAACUAGGUCAGGACCCAGCAGCCAGCAGUGAGGGAUGUCCUGAAACCAUCCAGAUGGAUAUUUUAAGAAAAGGUGCAAACACAGAAAGUCCCUCUUUUACUUAUUUUAUCUCAGUACAGCUGAGCAGAGAAACUUUCACAUGUUUGUUUCAGCCUCUUGGUCGACCUCGAGCAGCGACACAGAGAGUGGGACACUUGACAUGGAGCAGAUGACAUUGAGAAGAAACUGUUGGUCGGCCGCCACUCUGAAAGUCCUCUCCUCGAUGCCCAGUCGUACCACCGGUUAGGUCUAAACCAAGUCUUUUGUUUUAAUAAUGUUGACUGUUAACCAUAGCUUCAAAGAAAGAUCCAUGUCCACACAGGGCCGCAUACUGCUGCAGUUAUUUCACAGUGUAACAGACGGCAAACCACCUUCCAGGAACCCUCUCAACCCUUUAGACCAAACCAGGAUGGCUUUGCGCCGGGAGAUAUGGAGGAAAUAAACACAGAAGGUAGACAGAAACAUGUUAAUCUGUCUACUUUUCUAGUAGUUUUUAUUUUUAAAAACCUAAUUUUUGAUUUGUUUUGGUUCACAGAAAGCAAAAUCGAGCAGUUGGCGUCCAAUCUCAAAGGCGUCUCAGUAAGUGAGGGUAUGCGCAAACUGCGAGCUAUGCCGCUUAGCCUGCUGGAUAAGAAGAAAGUCAGGUAGGCGGCGGCGUCAUUGAAGGAUUUGUGAUUAGUUUGUCAUCUUCAAAUUUUUCAUGGUCACUUUAGGUUGCAUUAUUUUGGAAGAACGUUCUCAUUUGAUACUCUGACCCAGAUUCAUGUGCAUUUGAAAACACUCAAAGGCCUUGAACUUGAACUAUUUUUAAGGCGUCUGUCUCGUAUCAUUCCUUAGACAACUUGCUUUUCGUGGCGUAGCUGAGAGUUCACUCAUCAGCAGAAAUAUCCCGUGUUACAGCCGCCUGAGGGUUUACAUGUCCAGGGUGAGUACACAUUAAAAUAAACCCAUAUUUCUCAUUGUGUUUCAAUCUAACACUCGUAUCAUUCUCCCCUCAGACUUGGCGCAACUGCAUGUUUAACUGCCUCCCCGUCCUCGCCUCCCUCAAACUGUGGCAUUCACCCAUGAAGACACUGAGCGGCCGUUUUGGUACCGGGGUGCUCUCCUACUUUCUGUUUCUGCGGACCCUCCUGCUCUUCAACCUCCUCCUCUUCGUCAUUAACGGCCUAUUCCUGGUCUUCCCCCAAGCGGUCCACCCUCCUCCUCCUCUUACUGACUCUGAUGCCGACGAUUUCAGCGCUCUUGAGCUCCUUUCAGGCACGGUAUGAUGGCUUUGUGUUAAAUCAGAGAAGGACAUUCAAUGGUAGUGGGAAUUGGAUAUGUUUCUCAGCUUUGCAGCCAGCCAUUGUGAGCAAUCGCCAACAGUUGGUGCUUAAAAGGAUUUCCCUUUUCUGUGAACUGCCUUUGUUUACAACUCAAACGGCAAUUUAGGAAGCCAAGCUGGAGUUAAAGUGGACUGCAGUUUUAGAACGAUAUCUGUAUGAGAGAUGGAUGAAAAGCUAAAUAGUUCUGUUGGUAUUGAGGAGUGCACUAAAGCUUAUGUUUUCUUGCAUUUAGUUGAUGCACUAAAAUGCUAAAAGACAGGAAAGAGAUUGUUGUAUUUUUAUUGUCCACCUGAUGAGCACCAAAGCUCUUUGACUCUCAUCAUCUCUUGUACUGAUCUCUUCUUAAAAAGGCAUAAUUUUCAGUGACUUCAACGAGUUGUCCCUGUGCGUUUUAUAAACAUCCCUCUGUGGCUCCUUUUAUAAACAUCGUUUUAUAAACAGGUCUAUACUGAUUCUCACAUAAACAUGAAAAAACCUCACUGGAGCUUUAAAAAACAACAAAAUGCAGCAAUCUAAAACAAUUAGGUUAAAAAUAGACUGAACAAACUGGUGAGGAAGGUUAGCUGUACACUGGGCUGCCCUUUGGUCUUUAUAAGCAUUGCGUCUGCCUACACCCUUUCGGUCAUAUUAUACCAAAAUAAACUCAUUCAUUUAUCACAAUGGCAAAUACCUACAUUAUUUUUCUCAGAUAUGAUAACCGUUUUUUUGUCAUUAUUGCUACUGUGAAAGGAUGAUGUGAAUAUUUCUGAUUAGGGUUAGUAAACACCGAUGGCGCUGCUGUUGCGAAUGUGGUGUGAAUGUGAAUUUCAGUGGCGCUCUCCCGAAGCACUUACCCAUCUGUUCUCCCUCACAGGGUUACCUCUCUCAGAGCUUGAUGUUUUAUGGCUACUACACCAAUGACUACGUCCACACCUGUCGAGCAGCUGGCCUGAGCCGCAGCUCCACUGAUGUAUCCUAUCAUCUGCCGAUCUGUGAAAAGGAUGAGCUUCAGAUAGUGCCGUACAGCAUACCCGCAGCCUACUUCUUCACCAUCCCCAUCGCCUUCUUCAUUAUCUGCAUCUUCCUGGUGUACAGGUGGGUCAACGAGUGGAUUACUUAUUGCAUCAUUUUUACCCAGUUAGCUUGAUCUUUCUCAUUGUUUUCCUGCAGUGUGUCCAAGUCCUUUGGGAGAAGUUUUCAAGUCCUCAAGUCCAACGGGAAUCUGGCUGUGAAGGUUUUCUGCUCCUGGGAUUUUAAAGUCAGCAAGGAGAUUUCUGUAAUGCUGCAGUCUGAGAAAAUCAGCACUCAGCUCAAAGUAUGCAAUCAUUUCAAUCAAUCAAUCAAUCUUUAUUUAUUAGGAUUUUUUUCUGUCUUUCUUUCUUUUUUCUUUGUAUUUGUUUCUCUUUUUCUUUCUUUCUGUCUUUUUUCUUUUUCUUACUUACUCUCUUUUUCUUUUUUCUUUUUCGUUUUUCUUUCUGCCUUUAUUUCUCCUUUUUCUUUCUUUCCUUCUUUCUUUCUUUUUUUAUACUUUCUUUUUUCUUUACUUUCUUUCUUUCUUUUUUCUUUCUUUCUUUUCUUUAUUUUAUCUUUCUUUCUGUCUUGAUUCUCUUUUUCUUUCUUUCUUUCUUUCUUUCUUUUUUAAUACUUUCUUUAUUAUUUACUUCUUUCUUUCUUUCUGUCUUUCUUUCUUUCUUUUUCUCUUUUUUCCCUGUUUUUUUUCUUUCCUUCUGUCUCUCUAUCUAUUAUUUAUUUUUCUAUCUCAAACUUGAAGAACAAAAACACAAACAAAAACAUGGAGCAAAAUGAUACAUAUGUACAUCACAAUACAGUGCUGGUCUAGACCAGACUCUAUUGACAAAGACCUAAUGUAAAGAUGGGAUAAGAUUGAGCCCCUGCUUGUAGGAUCAGACCUUCUCUUAUCUGUCUUUAACCAUAUGAGUGGAGCGCUUUGCAGCUUUAAUCAGAUUACACUGGAGAAGAAAAAGUUCAUUUUAACAGGCAGAAACCUCGAGCAGAAGCAGACUCAUGUAAGACAGUCAUCUGCUGCUACAAAAUAAAGUUUGGAUGAGUUUUGGGGCCAGGAGUAAUCGUUCUCACAAAUCAAAAAAGUGUAGAAAAAUUCAACAAUUCAGAUUCUGAUGAAUAAAAUACAAAUAUGAACAAAGUGGCUGCAAACUCCAUGACCUUCAAUGAAAGUCGUUUGCAUAGUCAUUUUUUAUCACACUAUCUCAGUUUGUGAACGUUGGCUCACACAGGAAGUUUUAGCAGAAGCGUUUCACACCCUCAUAGUGUACAAAAGCCUUUAAGUGUUGUAUUCUUAAAAUAUCUGCUCUAAAAUUAUCAAUAACACAGUAGCCUGCAGCUUCAACACGUCGUAGAGAUUAAUGGAUUUUGGCUCAAUGAACUGACAAACUUUUCUACACAGGAGCUGCUGUCUGAGAUGAUCAGUGGAGAGAAUGAAAAGAGCUGUACGCAGCGGCUCUGCUGCCUCAUAGUGCAUCUGGUAGCGUGGACUUUAUGUCUGGCCAGCAUCACCCUGGGAACCACAGGAGUCCAUUUCCUAUCUGAGGUAUAAAAACACCUUCUGUGCAGCCAGACAUGACAGAUGUUACCCAUCAGAGCAGCUGUAGGGGUAUUUUUCCGAAGACUGUACCACAGAAAAUGACGAUGAAAAAGAUGCCCUUUCCUCUGCAGCUUAUCUACUUCUCCUUUUUGUUUCCUGACAGGCCUGUCAUACGUCUCGCACUGUUGAUUUUACAGAAUCAUUAUGCAUGACAGUCACACACAGAAGUUUAUUUAAGGCCCAUGUAGGAAGAGCUAAACUGUUUAGGUCAUGGCUUUGUAGGGAUCUUGCAGCUGCUCCUGAUACUCCCAUAUUUGUCCUGCAGAACUACAUUAAGCACAGCAAUUUCCAAGAAACAGAGCUGCUGCUCCUGUCUGCUGUGGUGUCGGGCGUAAACCUGCUGCUCCCCGGUCUCUUUAACCUGUGUGCCUGGAUAGAAAAACACGACUCACCCAGCAUUAGAGUUUAUGUCUCCAUCUUCAGGUGAGUGGGAGAACUGUGACGGCAUCAAACCGGAAAUCUAUCCAUUUAUUUAACAAGAUAAGAUUAGGAUAACUGAAAGGGAGGCAUGGCAAGGCUUUCAAUGUGUCAAUCAAGACAAGGUAAGAUAGAACUUUAUUGUGUUUCCACAGAAAUCUGAUCUGCACAGCAAACUCAACACAUCAGUCUUUAUUUGUAUGAUGCCAGUUCAUUUCUUCACAGAAGGAGCAGGCCUAGAACAUACUAUUGUUACACUAUUUACAAAGACCCAACAUUAAAGGUGGGGGAGAAAACUGGUUUGGAGGGGUAGUGUUUACAUUCAAGAUUUCUCCCAAAAACUGUCACUUCCUCAGAUCCUGCCUACCCCACCUUUAGUACACACCAGACAUGAGCAAACACUGGGCAACAGUGGUGAGGAAAAACGCACCAUACUUAUAACAGGCAGAAACUCUGAAAUACAGAGAUGGAUAAAGACAUAAAAGAACAAAAACAAGCAAGUGUUAAUGUGAAAUACAACCCCUUAAAGGACGAGGCGAGACCCACACAGAGCAUUAUCCUGCUUUUUACCCAGUUAUCAACCAAGACAGCAUGAAGUCACCUCAGUUAUGAUAGUUUUUCAUGUUUUUAUGGAAACAGAAUUAUCAGCCUGUCAAUGGGCUGAAUUAUCAUAAAAGCUCCAGUGAGGAACUUUCAGUCUGUGUAAUUUUGGUGCCCCCUUGUGGUGGAAGCAGUCUUUGCCUUUGCAUGCUCGAGUGGUAUCCCUUGCAAUAAAAUCUACUCCUGACUCCUGGUCAAAAAGUGAAUAUUAAAUGAAGCUUUGCCUUUGUGGACAGCUUCAUUUUAUUUCAUUUAACCUUUAAUUAACCAGGUAAGACUGUAGCACUUAUACUAACUAUAUGAUAUGAUGUUUGCACUUCCAGUGGCCGAUCAGAGAAAAGCUUAUCUUCUUUUAAAGUGGUUGUUUAAGUGCCGACACUCAUGCUUUAUCACCCAUGAAGGUGCUCCCAAACAGAUAAUCAGCUCAUUGUUUUCUCAGGAACCUGCUGCUGAAGGUCAGUAUUGUUGCAGUGCUCUGUUACCGCUGGCUGGGUAGAAUUGCUGUAAAACCAGAAAGUCGUGGUUUACAGGUAAAACCAGGAUCCUUUAUAAUUGAGCGUCUCAUAAUUACACCUUUGGCCCAACAAUGAACUCUGCUUUGUUUUCAACCUAAACUGUUGAUUUGUGGUCCGGUUGUGAUCAUUGGGGGUGUCUCUGUCGUCCACAGUGUUGGGAGAGCUUCGUGGGGCAAGAGCUUUAUCGCUUACUCCUCAUGGACUUUGUCUUCAAUGUGAUUUACACCUUCUUGGGAGAAUUCCUGUGGAGGCAAGUUGGUGCUUUACCCCCACUCCAUGUACCUUUUAAAACCCACUGACCAUUUGUAAUACCAAAACCACACAUCUUCUCUCUGUAGGCUCUUUUCCAAACGGGUGCUUAGAAAGAACAGGAAGCCGGUGUUUGACAUCGCUCGAAACGUCCUAGAGCUCAUAUACGGACAAACUCUGACUUGGUGAUUACACGUAAUUCAGUACUUUAAAAUGAUCACCCAUUUUAAAUAGAGACAAAAUCAAUAUACAUGUUUUUUUUGCAGGAUCGGGGUGCUUUUUGCUCCGCUUCUUCCAGCAGUCCAGAUCAUAAAGCUGUUUGUGCUGUUUUACAUGAAAAAGGUCGGUCCAUCAGAAGGUGCUGUUCCCACGUCCUAAAGUGUGUGUACUCAGAUUUUCAUGAUAACUUCGACAUUCCUUGUCCUCUUUCUUCCUCAGAGCAGCCUGCUUCUUAACUGUCAGGCCUCCAGGAAGCCCUGGAGGGCCAGCCAGAUGACAACUCUGUUCAUCUCUCUUUUGUGCUUCCCCUCAUUUCUGGGAGCUGCCGUGUCUGUGACUUAUGCAAUCUGGACGUGAGUGCGACAAACAAUGUCCCCCUCCACGUCUCUCUUAAUGACCAUGAUGCUCAGACGCAGUUUCGACACUGAAAGGCGUUUGCAAAUUCCUUAACAUGAGACACACAGAGCUCUCUAGAGGUGACGCUUUGAACAGAGCGAAAGUCAAGAGUAACCAAAACUGACCAAAACGCCAGUGUUUUAAAUUCAGAACAUGAUCGGCUGUGAGGCUACCUUUUUAAGGCCUCAUGCUCACUGCUUGUAACACUUCAUAACCUUUUCUAUAAGCUGUUAUGAACACUUGUAAAAGAAAAGCUUUAAAGGUGCAUUUAUAAAUGUUUUUUGUAUAUUUUCUAUAAAAAGAUGAUUAGGGCAAAUUCCUUUGUCUGCUCUCCUCAGGACCAAACCUUCGUCAAAUUGCGGCCCUUUCAGGAACCUCACCACCAUGUUCGAGUCAGGCCAGCUGUGGGCCAAGGAGCUGAAGGGCUCACACCCCAUCCUGUCCUGGCUCAGCUGGGCCUACAACUCUCUGCUGGAGAAUCCACUGAUCUUGUUCCUCGCCACUGGAGUCUUUCUGUGAGUUAAACCGACUUGUUUAACUUUUCAUUACAAUGAACAUGUUAGGAAUAAUAUUCUUACUUUUUAGACCUGUGGUGUUUUCUCCUUUUAUCAGGAUGGUGAUUUACUUUCAAGUCCAAGUUGUUGAUGGCCAGAAGAGAAUCAUAAAUCAGCUGGAGAAGCAGAUUGAAAAUGUAAGUGUAGCCAACUAUUUUUUAUAAAUAAGGUGAGAGAUUUGCAUUUUUUUGUUGCAAAUUUUAUUGGACAAUUCAGACUUAGACUACAGAACAUAAUAACUGAAAGGGCAAUCCUUACUAUAGAUGCUUAAAGAGUUUUAUUCUGCUUAUAAAACAGACUGAGGCUACAGUAGCUGCAGCGCUCCGACAAGCCAUUUAAAGGAUUUUAAGUGCGCCUUUUAUAGUGCGAAAAAUAAGGUACACAAAAGCAAACAAGACCACCGGUAACAAGCUCAAUGAUUUGGAUGUUGUAAUUUUGAAUGUCAGCUUAGUGUCUGAAGAUACUAUCUUGUUUUUAUAACUUCAACAUUAAAUAUUUAUGAUGAGUGAUACAUUUGACUGUCAAAAGUCUGCAGAAUUAUAUUUGUCCACAGGGGGCGCCAAAAUUGACCCAAACCUUAAGUUCCUGUCAGGAGCUUUAGACCUGUGAUCUUUUCAGCUGCACUUCAGAAAACGUGUUUUGUAUCUUCUCUUUUAGGAGGGUAAGGACAAAAAGUUCCUCAUCACCCAGUUGCAAGGCCUCUCUGACCAGAGCAGUCCAGUCCCCCCUCACAGAUAAGGCGAGGAAUUAAACAGCGCCUCACUUUGUGGUUGGGACAUUUUUCACGAUUUGCUUUAUUUUCAUGAACUUCUUUCUGACCUGUACAGACAAGCUUGGAAACACCGUCUUCCUUUUAAAAGUGUUUCCUCCUUCCCCCUGCAGUCUGUGGCUGAACAACAUUCACAACAUACUGGAACGAUCUGGAGAUAUUAUCUCUUCUGUGAUGAGCAGCUUCUCUUUGAUUCUCGGCACUCAGAUGUCAGCCUGUAUCAGAAACGUCACUUAAAGGAGCAGAAACACAAAUAGAUGAAGCUGAUAAGUGUGUUAUUUUAGGUGUUGUUAGUAUGUGAGUCAUUGUGAAAUACAUCAACAAUUUGAAGAGACAAAUGAGAUUUGAAUGCAUGUUACUGUUUGUAUUUAUUCAUGCACAGAGCUCCUGUGCUAUGAUGUAAACCUUUUAGAGGAGAUAUGUUGAUAUGAUAUAUGAAAUAUGGUAUGUUUUUUUAUAAAAAGACAGAAUAAAAUAUUACUGUUGGAAAGUCUUUGGUUUUGCAAGAACAAACUGUGUAUUUUGUUUGCAAAUUCAAGAAGCAGAAACUGAUCUGUUCUCUGGAAAUGCAGUUUCCUGUAUCUGAUUGGCACAAAACCAACAUGCACUUCUCCUGGUCCUUCAUCAGAAUGAAAUAUGAGACAAUGAUAGGCAUGUUUAAGUGUGCAGCACAUUCAGCCAAAAGGCAAUUUAAUGGUUUUUACACAUGACUUUAUUAAGAGGUUAGAGAAAAUACAUUAAAAGAAGACAUAAGAAGUGAAAACAAAGAGUAAAAGUUGACGACAGCAGUUGAAAU